Colletotrichum scovillei is the source of this 1068-nucleotide messenger RNA. RefSeq lists its product as uncharacterized. Gene Ontology annotation, molecular function: nucleic acid binding. The transcript has 2 exons. The record is from RefSeq and is a predicted model, not a curated record. The coding region runs from base 1 to 1068 and encodes 355 amino acids. NCBI's taxonomy places the organism in Eukaryota, Fungi, Ascomycota, Sordariomycetes, Glomerellales, Glomerellaceae.
AUGCUCCAGAUGGAUCAGAAUAUUGGUCAAAGACUUGCACCCCAGGAUCAAGUUCUGGCCUCACACAUGGCGCAGCUCGACCUUAAGAAAGACCAGGCUCGAAGCGCUCAUGCCGCUCCUGCCAUUGCCACAGCUGCUGUGCGUGGCAGCAGUGGGGGCGGCAUUAGCAGUAGCAGUAGGGGCGGUCUUGGUCGUGGCGGAAGCAUGGUCAGAAGAGCGUCUGCUGCAAACUCUCACGACAACACUUUCGAAGCUGGCCCUGUUGACCAGCUGGUCUGUAUCGACUCAGAACCUUCCAACGCUAGUACAAUGGCAAGAACAAGCCAUGGCAGAGGCUUUGAAGCCAUGCGUAUGGUUGCUGAACAACGUGGCCAAGUCACCCAUGCACCUCACGAACAAGCAAUCUCGCGAUUUGCAAAGGAGUUCUACAACUUGCCAACCAACUACGCUGGCGAUCCACUCAACCUUCGCAAUCAAAGCGCACCAGUCAAGGAUAACGAGAACACUGCGCUAUUCAUCACUGGGCUUCCGGCAGAUUGCAAUCAUACCAUGCUGCUUAAAGCUGUCGCUGGCUGUGCCCCAGUCGGCAAAGUAUACGCCACGGUCAUCAACGCUCCAAAGCUGAUUGAAGGCCAGCUUUUCACCGCAGCCAAGUUGGUAUUUUUCAACCGCACUGGCGCCGAGAAUUGCUUCAAGGCCAUCAAGCAGAAAAGGCUCAUUGUCGGAGGAUGCCGUCCCAGAGUUGUCUGGAACCGGAUCAAGUCGGCCGCACAGCCCAAUACCAGCAGGUCCCGAGUCAUCCUCAUUCGAGGCCCAUCUGAGCUGGUCAGGCGCGAUGUGCUGGAUCGCUGGUUCUCGAAAAAGUUCAGUUACCAGACUGAGGAUGUCUUGGUACGCCGAGUACCACAAGCCGGAGUCACAGUGCUUGAAUGGCGGUUCGGAAGCUUCCGAGCCCAAGCGGAGGCCGCCACGAUGUACAUGAGUGAGAAUGAGCUCGAGGGCACAAAGCUAGAAUGGCGUUGGGAAGUAGACCCCUGUGCUCGAUCCCAACUCCAAGCUCAGGUAUAA